UGUGAGUGUAGUGAAGAAUAUAGAAAUAAAGCAGCAAUAGAAAGCAGUCAUUCGCAGUUAUUGGAGUGGAAAAGGAGAUUUACCUAAGGAUCUCAAGCAUUCCAUAUAGCAUACCAUAAUCUAAAAAAAAAAAGAGCCCAAGCUGACGCUAGCAACAACAACUGCAAGAAUUAUAGUUUGAAAUUUCAAAAAUAGAUUUUUCAAAAUACAAAAAUGUAAUUUAAUACUUUAUCGGCGAAACCAUAAUAAAAUAACUUCAAAAACAUUUUUUAAAUUGCUUUAAACACAACAAAAUGUUGAACUAGACACAAAAAUCAAACAGGAACUAGUUUCCUGUCUCAGUACCAGAAAACAAGUCGCUUCACAACGACUUAAACUACAGAAUAAGAGAAAAGAAAAAUUCAUGCGAUUUUCAAACACAAAAUAUAUAAAAGAAUAUUUUUCGCUUAAUCAUUUGGACUAGUGGCAUAUAUACAAAAUGACGAAAAAGUACGAGUUCGAUUGGAUCAUACCGGUGCCGGAGGAGCUGACCACCGGUUGUGUUUUCGAUCGUUGGUUCGAGAAUGAAAAGGAAACGAAAGAGAAUGAUUUUGAGAAAGAUGCUAUGUUUAAAGUGGAUGAAUAUGGAUUCUUUUUAUAUUGGAAAAGCGAUGGCAGGGAAGGCGACGUCAUCGAAUUGUGUCAAGUUAGUGAUAUAAGAGCGGGCGGUGUGCCGAAGGAUCCGAAAAUUCUCGAUAAAGUGACAAAAAAGAAUGGCACGGAUUUGGUAGCGCUGGAUAAACGUUCACUGACAAUAUGUUCGAAUACAGAUUAUAUAAAUAUAACAUAUCAUCAUGUUAUUUGUCCGGAUGCAGCAGCGGCUAAGCGUUGGCAAGAAGGUCUGCGCUAUAUAACACAUAAUAAUAAGGCAACCAAUGUAUGCCCGAGAACUAAUUUAAUGAAACAUUGGAUGCGCUUAUGUUUCUCCGUGGAAAAAGGUGGGAAAAUUCCUAUAAAAGUGGUGGCGAAAACUUUUGCGUCCGGCAAAACGGAAAAGUUGGUAUAUCAAUGUUUCAAGGAAGUGGGCCUGCCGGAUGAUAAGAGCGCCACGAUGACUAAAGAAGAGUUUACAUUCGAUAAGUUUUAUGCGCUCUACCACAAGGUGUGCCCACGUAACGAUAUUGAGGAACUUUUCACAUCCAUCACUAAGGGUAAAUCGGAAGUCAUUUCGAUGGCGCAAUUUGUGCAGUUCAUGAAUGAGAAGCAACGUGAUCCACGUAUGAAUGAAAUUUUAUAUCCUCUCUACGAUGAGAAACGUUGUACGGAGAUCAUCAACGAUUAUGAAUUGGAUGAGGAGAAGAAGAAGGCUGGUCAAAUGUCUAUGGACGGUUUUAAGCGUUAUCUCAUGUCCGACGAAAAUGCACCUGUAUUCUUGGAUCGUCUGGAAAUGUAUAUGGAAAUGGAUCAUCCAUUGGCGCACUACUAUAUUAAUAGCUCACAUAAUACUUAUUUGUCGGGUCGACAAAUUGGUGGUAAGAGUUCGGUAGAAAUGUAUCGACAGACGCUAUUGGCAGGUUGUAGAUGCGUCGAAUUGGACUGUUGGAAUGGCAAAGGUGAAGAUGAAGAGCCCAUCGUUACGCACGGUCAUGCCUACUGUACUGAAAUACUGUUCAAAGAUUGCAUUCAAGCCAUCGCCGAUUGUGCAUUUGUCUCCUCUGAGUAUCCUGUCAUAUUAUCUUUCGAGAAUCACUGCAAUCGUGCGCAGCAAUAUAAAUUAGCUAAAUACUGUGAUGACUUCUUCGGUGAAUUACUACUAAAAGAACCGUUACCCGAGCAUCCGCUCGAUCCCGGUUUGCCUCUCCCACCGCCUAAUAAAUUGAAACGUAAAAUUCUUAUCAAGAAUAAACGCAUGAAACCGGAAGUUGAAAAGGUCGAAUUGGAGCUCUGGUUAAAGGGUGAGCUGAAGACAGACGACGAUCCGGAGGAAGAUGCGAGCGCUAAGCCACCAGAAGCUGCACCACCACCAGAGGCUGCUGCAGCACCACCAGCUGGCGAGCCUGGCGCUGAGGGCGCACCGGCUGAGGGUGAAGCGGCAGCGGUCAAUUAUAGCGGCUCCACGACGAAUGUACAUCCCUGGCUGUCGUCGAUGGUCAAUUAUGCGCAGCCUAUUAAAUUUCAGGGCUUUGAUAAAGCCAUUGAGAAAAACAUUGCUCACAACAUGUCGUCGUUCGCCGAAGCGGCGGGUAUGAACUAUUUGAAGCAGAGCUCUAUCGACUUUGUCAAUUAUAACAAACGUCAAAUGUCGCGUAUUUACCCGAAGGGCACACGCGCCGAUUCUUCCAACUAUAUGCCGCAAGUGUUCUGGAACGCUGGCUGUCAGAUGGUGUCACUCAAUUUCCAAACCUCAGAUUUGCCUAUGCAAUUGAAUCAGGGUAAAUUCGAAUAUAACGGUGGCUGUGGCUAUCUCCUCAAACCGGAUUUUAUGCGUCGUUCUGACAAGGAUUUCGAUCCAUUUGCCGAUGCACCAGUAGACGGUGUCAUUGCUGCGCAGUGCUCAGUGAAAAUUAUCGCCGGUCAAUUCUUGUCAGAUAAAAAGGUCGGCACAUAUGUCGAAGUGGAUAUGUUCGGUUUACCUUCGGACACUGUGAAGAAAGAAUUUCGUACACGUUUGGUGCCUAACAACGGUUUAAAUCCAGUUUAUAAUGAGGAUGCGUUUGUCUUUCGUAAAGUGGUACUACCCGAUUUGGCUGUGUUACGUUUCGGCGUCUAUGAAGAGAGUGGCAAAAUGAUCGGACAACGUAUAUUGCCUUUGGAUGGUCUACAAGCUGGCUAUCGUCACGUCUCACUACGUACCGAAGCCAAUUUCCCCAUGUCAUUGCCUAUGCUUUUCGUCAACAUCGAAUUAAAGAUUUAUGUACCUGAUGGCUUUGAAGAUUUCAUGGCUAUGCUGUCGGAUCCAAGAGGAUUUGCAGGCGCUGCAGCAAAACAAAAUGAACAAAUGAAAGCGCUUGGCAUCGAGGAACAGAGCGGCGGUGCAGCCCGCGAUGCAGGCAAAGCUAAAGAGGAAGAAAAGAAGGAACCACCAUUAGUAUUCGAACCAGUAACAUUGGAAUCACUUCGUGGUGAAAAGGGAUUCCAGAAGGUGGCCAAAAAGCAAAACAAAGAAUUAGAUACGUUGAAGAAGAAACAUACAAAGGAGCGUAUGACAAUGCAGAAAAAUCAGAAUGCAGCUAUUGAUCGACUUAUUAAGGGCAAGAGCAAAGAUGAAAUACGCAAUGAUUCGACGAUCAAGAAUGCAAUCACUGAACAGACGCAGCAGUGGACCGAAAUGAUUGCUAAACACAAGAAAGAGGAAUGGGACAUGUUGCGUCAACAUGUGCAGGACUCUCAAGAAGCGAUGAAAGCAUUGAUGUUGACUGUACAGGCGCAACAGGUCAAACAGCUGGAGGAUAGACAUGCGCGUGAUAUUAAAGACUUGAAUGCCAAACAAGCGAAAACUUCUGCUGAUACCGCUAAAGAGGUACAAAAUGAUAAAACGUUGAAGACGAAAAAUGAAAAGGAUCGACGAUUGCGUGAAAAGCGACAGAAUAAUAUUAAGCGUUUUAUGGAGGAGAAAAAGCAAAUCGGCGUUAAACAGGGACGUGCUAUGGAGAAACUUAAAGUGGCACAUGGCAAACAAGUCGAGGAAUUUAGUACAGAUGUACAAAAGCUGCUCGACAUGUACAAAAUGGAGGAGGAGGCCUAUAAAAUACAAGGCAAAUCAGAAUUCUAUGCCUAGAAUUCAUCAAUACAGGAACAAGAACCAGUUUUAUAAUACUUGGCGCUUAUGGAAAAUGUUGAAUUGGGGAAGGAGGAAUAAAAAAACGCUUACAGUGUAAGCCGCUCUGGCAGACAUGUAGCGAUGUCAUGAAGACGACGAUACUGGCAAAUAGGCUGCACUUUUUAAAAGGUUAAAAUGCAAUCGAAAUAAUAAGUAUUUAAUAUUUAGUUAAUUAAGUGUAUAAAAAAGUAUAACUAAGCUAUAAAGAGAAACCACAUACAUACAUAUGAAUGUACGUUAGAACGCAAAUCUAUGUAAAAUCUUUCAAAGCGAAUAUUGAAGUAAAAAUAAUAUUUAAUAGUGAAAUAACGUGAAAUUACUAUACAUACAUUACUAUUCAAAGAGAAGUAAUAUAUAAAAACACGCUAUAUAUAUACAUAAAUAAUAUUAAAAUAAUUUAAGCGUUAAUUAAAACAUUUUAAAUAAAAUUGUUACUAAACUUGAAAAGUAUUUAAGUGAAGCAUAAAAUUAAAUCUUUAUCUAAACAAAGCAAACUCAAGAAACUCUUUAAAAACAAACAGAGUUGAAAGUUUAACACCGAUUACAAGUCUAAGCCAAAAUUAUCUAAAAAAAACAAGAAAUGAAACUAAAUAUGUAUUUAGAUAAUUAGCAAACUGUUUUUCCUUAGAAUUCGCUAGCUAUGUUAUAUACAGCUCUAUAGGCUCUAUGAAACUAAACUCAACGUAAACAAUUCAAAGGUACAUUAACAACAACAAAAUACGAUAAUAAGAAAAUUUCAAAGCAAUUGUUUACAGCAUUAAUUACAAACAUACAUACUUAAAAGUACAGUUUCUAAAAUAAAAAGAAAUUCUAAACAAAAGUUAUUAUUAAAAAAUGAAACACACUUAACAAAAGGUAGUAAAUAAAUACUAAAGAAAAUAUAAUUAAUUAUAAUUACUAAAAAAAAAACACCCAAACAAUAUUUAGCUAUAAACAAAACUCCAUAAAAACAUUAUACGAAACACAAAAGUGUAAAGUCAGUAUUUCCAAUAACCAAAUAAACCAAAAAAUAAAAAAUACCUUAAUGUGUACUAGUUACAUACAUACAAACUAUACCUAGUAACUUGAGUUUCCGCCUCUCCACCUAUUUACUCAAUUAGUAUACCUACAUAUUAUUAAUGUUUAUAAACAAUAUGAGAUUUUUUAGUACAUAAUAAAUAGAAAAACACACCAAAACAUGAAAAAAUCGUAUGCCAAAAUUUAAUAAAAAAAAAAUAACAAUAAAAGUUGCAAUACUAAAGAGAUUGAAGAAUUGGAGAAAAUUGUUAAGUGAUGAAUUUGGUGUGUGACAAAUUUGGAAAACGGAAGUCAAGUUCAGAUAAACAGCAACACAUAAAUGGCUUAGAAAGUGAUAACAGUAAAACAACUAAAGCAGCUGUUGGUAAUGGCUUUAAAACCAGCUAAUAUCAUUUCAAACAACAAAAAAAAUCAUAUAAAAAUAGACAGCCAACAGUUAUUAACUAAAGCUCAGUUACUGUCGUACACUAUUUACUUACUUAAACUAUAAGCAAAAAGAAAAAAACUCAUUCUAGUAAAAUUUCAACGGAAUUGAAUAUCCAACCAGCAAAAUAAGUGACAUUUUUUUAACUGAAAGCAGUGCUAAACAGUUGGUUAAAAGGUUGGGUUAAUACAAAAAAUAAGAAUAAUAUGUUUUGCAAACAACUCACACUUACAAUGUACAACUUUUUUCUAAUUUUUUUUUUAAUUUAAUUUUUUUUUUUUUGCACUAUCCUUAUGCUGUAUUUCAAUAUUUUGAAGCGGUAAAUUUUCUAGUUGUCCAUAAUAUGCAAGAUGCUUUGUAAUAAUACACACCACUUUAUAAACUUAUGUUUAACUCGCAAAUAAUAAACAGCGCAUAUUUGCAAAUAUUAAAGCGCUAAUAGUAAUUUAUAAAUGGUAUAAAAAACUUUGAUCUCAAUAUCUUGCAUAAUCUUGCCGUUUUACAGCGAUAUUUUUUCACUUCUGGGUUUAAUAUACAUACAUAUGUGUACAUUUUAACAGAAUCACUUAGAACAAUUAGCAUUUCCCUGAACAGCACUACCACAUAAGCGAAAUGCAAGCAAAUAGUGUUUAUCUGCAAAAUAUCGCUUGCAAACAAAAGAAAACUAUUUUUAAAUUUCGCUUUUGCAUUAACGCCGCACUCAUUAUAAACACGUGCUUGAUAUGACAGCUGUGCUCAACUAUUUCCUUUUCCUAAAUGAACCUUCUCCACAUGUAGUUGGUAACGCGCUCAGCACUAGGCAGCCAUGUUGCAUUGGCACUUAUUCGAAUUUCAAUUAUUAUUUCAAGUUGAUUUACAAAAAAAAAAAA
Ceratitis capitata (Mediterranean fruit fly) is the source of this 6109-nucleotide messenger RNA. RefSeq names its product 1-phosphatidylinositol 4,5-bisphosphate phosphodiesterase (gene norpA). The transcript has 16 exons. NCBI's taxonomy places the organism in Eukaryota, Metazoa, Arthropoda, Insecta, Diptera, Tephritidae. Gene Ontology annotation, biological process: phosphatidylinositol-mediated signaling; lipid metabolic process. The record is from RefSeq and is a predicted model, not a curated record. Bases 479 to 3757 code for a protein of 1092 amino acids. Gene Ontology annotation, molecular function: phosphatidylinositol-4,5-bisphosphate phospholipase C activity; calcium ion binding.